Molecule: messenger RNA, 718 nt
Organism: Cladocopium goreaui
Lineage: Eukaryota; Dinophyceae; Suessiales; Symbiodiniaceae
Source: the annotation of a GenBank genome assembly
CGACGGCCCAAACCAACCGCCCCACGCGGGACCUGGCCCACGGGUGGCAGCUGUGCCAUGGGCUGUGGCAACUCAAAGCCACCAGAGGCGGCGAGCCCAGAACAGGGCGGACAUCCUUCGCAGCCACCGUCGCAUCAGCAGCCCGUGGUACCAGCACCACAAGCAUCCCCUGCCACUGUGAGGAGUGACAAAGUCAUUGUGCCUCGCAGCUUUCGUUUGCUGGACGAAUUGGAGAAAGGACAGAAGUGUGAACGAGCAUCGCAUCUUUCAUGGGGCUUGGCCUAUGAUGAUGACAUCACACUGACGACUUGGAAUGGCACCAUUUUCGGACCCAUCGAUACAGCCUUUGACAAUCGCAUCUACUCCCUAGUGAUCGUCACGGGGCCCAGCUAUCCCGACGUCCUGCCGGAAGUGCGCUUCACGGCGGGGAUCAACAUGACGUGUGUGGAGCCCGAUGGACAGGUGAAACCUGCGUGGGGAGUUCUAGGUAAUUGGAAGAGAGAGUACACCAUUGAGACAGUCCUAGAUGCACUUCGACGCGAGAUGUGCAGCCCCAACAACCGCCAUUUGCAGCAGCCUGACACUGCCCCACCGGCGGGAAACGGCUAGCCCGAGCGGUCGAGGUGGCACGCGACUCGCUGAAGGGCAGUUCCGCGUGGUUUCGACAGCUCCACUGAGGAAACGAAAUCUGUUUUGGAUGGUUCAUGGUAGCGUCGGC